UGUAAAAAACUUAGAAAGAAAUACGAAAAAAUAAAAGCGACUCAAGAACUUUAUGGGCUUUCUCAGAUAUUAACAAAAAAAAAAUUGAAAAAAUAACACAAAAAAGCAAAAACUAAAAACAAGUUUUACCACUUUGCCAUGACAACAAAAGCACCACCAGCACAACGGCAGCAUCAACAGCAGCUUACCUACCUACCGGCCAACAUUUCAACAGACAGACCAAUCAGUCUGCCGGUAAACGAUUUAGACUGAAGUUGUGGUGCAAAGCAGCUGAGCCUGAGUUAUUGAGCGUGCGCCGCGAGUGUAAAGUAUAUGGCGGUGGCAUUACCGAACAGCUGACCGGAGUUUUAAAUCAAGUUCAGUGGAAAAGAAUUGAAAUUGACUAUUCUUGUGUGGUGUGUGGAAAAUAUUUAAAAUAACAGAAAUUCUUUGAAUUGUGGCGUGCAAAGUAAGACAAAAUAAGAAAUUAUGUGGAGAAAAAAGACUAUUAAAAAAUGCAGUUCUUCGAAACUUAAACACGUAACGCUAUAAAUAUGCACAGAAAGCCUUUUAAAGAAGUGAAAAGGCAACCAAGCGCUGGCUAGCAAUAUUUGAGUUAAAGUCUCUAAAAGGAAACUAAAGGGAAAACAAAAGAAUUGGAUAGCGGAAUCUAACUAACACAUGAAUAGUUAUUCCAAUCUAUUAAGAAAUCGACUUGGAUUCGCGAAUUCACCAGAUCAACUGGUGAGUAAAGCUGAAUAAUAAACGCAUAACCUAAGAAACCGCCUCACGAUGACAACAAAAUCGGCAGCAGUGACACUGGGCAUUAGUGGUCGCAUUAGUAGUAACAAAACUAGCAACAGCACCACCUCUUUCCCCACUCGUCAUGCCCACAUAACACAGUCAUCGCCAACUACUGCCAAACGUGGACAUAUCCGGUCCGCAUCGUUGGAGAAUAGCAAUACCUUCAACGCAAAAAACACGCUCGGCUUGCCAACGACUAUUGGGGUGGGACAACAACAAAGUCAACAACUACAACAGCAACAUACAACAGUAGUGAGUCACACCGGCACGCUAAAGUCGCGCAAUGAACAAAAGCGCAUGCGCGGACAGAAGUUUGGCAGUCACAGCAGUUUGGAUCAGGACGCAUUGCCCAGUUCGGGACGAACCAAAUUCCAAAAUAUACGUCAAAUAUUUGAGAUAACCAAAAAACGUACUUUCGGUGGAGGGGGUGGUGGCAGCACAGCAACUGUAGCUGAGAAGUUGAGUGCCACCAAUCAAGGUGUUGAACAUAACAGUAAGACUUCAUGUGAUGACACACAACGCUUGCACUCGUUGCCGCCUGCCAUGUCAGCGAGUGUUAUGAGUAACGCCGUUGCAGUUACCUCCUCAUCUUCAGCCACCACCUCCUCCUUCACGGCUCCGCCAUUGAUGACAACCUCAAUGCCGAGCCUACAACUGCGUCAACAGACGGCACAACAGUCAUUGCAACAGCAACAAUUAUUAGCUUAUCCACAAAAUCAACAAUUGGUGCGUAAGCCAACGCCAACGCUGAUGGGCGGCAACGGAAGCGGAAAUCGUAGUAGUUACUCGGAAAUGAUAGAUCGGCUGAGUAUUUCGGAGGGUGUGGGCGCUGACAAUGUGCAUGGAGGUGGUGGAUGUAUGUCUGGGACUUUCAACAGUGUCGGUGGCAGUGCAAUGAAUUCUAAGCAAAAAUUACGUCUACAACAACAAUUACAGCAACAACAACAGUUGGUGCAACAACAACAUGAAUUGCAGCAACAACACCACUUGCAGGCACAAAGGCACCAUUCACAGCCGGCAAUGGGUCAACAGGCGCACCCACAGCACCAGCCACUAAUGCAACAACAACAACAACAACGCCAGCAAAUACAACAAAUGCAAUAUCAGAAACAGCAGCAGCUGCAGCUUAAUUCCAGCAGUAAAACACACUUGCCACACAUCACAACUGCUACGGGACAAAUGUCAGCAACAACAAAAACCACGACAACAUCAAUAUCAACAUUGAAUGACAGCGGAGAAACCAGCGAGCAGCCAAAGACAUCACCAGCAACAGCACCAAACACUUCAGCCACGGGUACUAUACCGACAACCACAUCCAUGAUGACGUCAUAUGAGAAUCUUUUGCGUCCCAUCGCAUUCAAGCCAAUCCCCUUCGAGCCGGACUUUAGCAUACAGCAGCAGCAGCAGCAACAACAACAACAACAACAAAAUGGGUCACAUUAUAUUGGCCACGAUGUUGCUGUUACUGCAGCGCCAGCGCCAACGACAACGACAACUGCAACAACUAUGCCGACGUCUUCGGUUAUUGUGGGCGAUCGUUACGGCUCGACGCCAUCACUUGCAGCAGUUCAGGGUUCGAAUAAUAUGCGUUUUGGCAGCACGUCCGAUUUGCGACAUGGCAGCGCUGGCGUAGGCGGGGGCGGUGGUGUCAGCGUUGGUGGCAACAUUCACGGAAUCGGCGGGGCAGUGACCGCCGGCGGCGGUAUACUUGGCGGCAUUAAUUGCGGCGCUUAUUCAAGCAAUAAUUAUUGCAACAGUCUGAUGGCUCGUCGUCGUGGUUCCAGAUUGUUGAAAAUCAACGAUAGCAUGGAAUCGAUUCGGCAUACACCGGAUUCGGAUGCGAAUAGUCAAAGUAGCACAAUUAAAUCCACUGGUAGUAGCAGUCUCACUAACAACAUGAACAACAACAACAACAACAACAACGUCAACAAUAACAAUGGUUUUGCUGGUGCAAAUGGUUUUAGUUGUAACGUCAGCGUGGGCAGCAGCAACACACUUGGCAGUGGCAAUUCGAACGGCAGCAAUAGCUGUAGCAAAUAUCACCUCUUAAGCGGUGAACAGUGCGACAUGACACCCUCGCCAUCCGAUUCGGGCAUAUCAGAUUUAGAAGCCGCACUGAAGGAUCGCGAUUCGGAACUCUCGUAUCUACGUCAAACAAUGGAACACAAUGAGAAAGUAAUAUUCCGUGUACAAAAGGAUAAGGAGAACUUCUGGGAACAGGAGACGAAACGUUUGAAGACAUUCUAUGAGGCGCAACAACGGGAAUAUCUGUUGAAAAUGAAGAAAAUGGAACAAAUGUUGGCCAUGCAACAAUUCCAAUUCAAACAGCAUAAGCUGCGGCAUACAGAGCAAUCGAAUAAGUUGAGGGAACAGGUGGCCGAUUUGAAGAAUGAAAAUGAAAUCUUGAGGAGCACCAACGGCAGUCUGAAGAACUCGGAGCGCAAUCUAAAAGACAGUGUUGCCUAUAUCGAAGAACAACUGCGCGAAUCGGAGAAUACCAUCGUUGGUUUAAGAGCACAGUUAGAGGAGAGUGAAUGGAAAGUUUGUGAACGCAAUGGCGAGCUCGCUCUCCUAAAAUCCCAACUCAAAGAGGCUAACGUCGAAAUCACGCUGAAAGAGCACGCUAUUGUGCAUCUGCGUCAUGAGAACACCAAUGCAGAAACACAAAUCUACGAAAGCUUGCAGGAGAACCAGAAAAUGACCAAACAAAAGAAGCAAGUCGAAAAGGAGCAGGCGCGUACCGAAAAACACACCGAAACCGAACUGAAACAAUUAAAUAAAAUUAUUAUACUCAAAGAUCAAGUAAUACUCGCGCUCACCAACGAGUUGGCCAAACUGCGUAAAGAGCUCUCCGAUUUGGCCAUCUUCCAAGAAUAUGGCGAGGAACCAUCGGGACGUUUCAUACGUCUAAAGCAACAGCUAGACAAUCUCACAGACAUUUGUAAUCGGACGCGUCGUCAGGCGCUCAAAUCCGACAUAACUGCGGCGCUGACAGCCAAAGAGAAGGUCAUUGACGACACAAAUCUGGAGUUGAUCAUGAACUGCUUGAAAAUAGCACCGCCGCUCGUCGAUACCGAUGAAAGUGAGAAUGAGAUGCGCGAACGCAACGAGCAGUGUAAUCAACGCGCAGCCGAGAAGCGUUUGGCCAAAAUGUCUGCGGACAUACAGAACUUUGUUUACGGCGCGCCGAAUCUGCCCGACAUUGCCGUAAAUCAUCAACAUCACACUCAGCAGCAGCAGCAGCAGCAACAGCAGCAUAAGCCACUCAAGUACACGCACUCGAAUUCGAACACACUGGAGGAGUCCACACUGGAUACGCUAAUCGAAGAGUCGGCAAGCUAUGCUGAGGAGAUUGGCAAGCUGCGCAAACAGCUCGAUGAUGUGCGUGUCAAUUUCGAGUUGGAGAAGCGUCAGUGGUGUGAGGAGCGUGAGAAGGUGUUGAAUUACCAAAAACAAUUGCAAGCGCACUACAUAAAUAUGUAUCAGAAGCUGCGUAGCUUGGAGGGGGGUUCCAAUGAGGUUUAAACUGGAAGGACGCCGAAAAUGUGGGGGAAAAAUAGAGUAGUAAAUUUUCGUUCAUUUGCAAAGCGUUUGCAAAUAGUUUAAUUAUUUUAUAUUGUUAUUGUAAUUUUAGGCA
Messenger RNA from Ceratitis capitata (Mediterranean fruit fly), 4420 nucleotides. RefSeq names its product probable serine/threonine-protein kinase DDB_G0267686. The record is from RefSeq and is a predicted model, not a curated record. The coding region runs from base 772 to 4308 and encodes 1178 amino acids. NCBI's taxonomy places the organism in Eukaryota, Metazoa, Arthropoda, Insecta, Diptera, Tephritidae. The transcript has 9 exons.